This is a messenger RNA of Chinchilla lanigera (long-tailed chinchilla), 3432 nucleotides long. RefSeq names its product tetratricopeptide repeat protein 30B. The record is from RefSeq and is a predicted model, not a curated record. The transcript has a single exon. Gene Ontology annotation, biological process: intraciliary transport. NCBI's taxonomy places the organism in Eukaryota, Metazoa, Chordata, Mammalia, Rodentia, Chinchillidae. Bases 783 to 2780 code for a protein of 665 amino acids. Gene Ontology annotation, cellular component: intraciliary transport particle B; axonemal microtubule. Gene Ontology annotation, molecular function: intraciliary transport particle B binding; protein binding.
AGCCUUGGAACAGACAAGGUCAUGCAUUUCCCCCAACGAUGAUUGUACGUACUAUGGAUGAUUGCACCUGGUAUGGCUAACUUAAACGCCAACAUAUACUCGGCAAUAUUUGUCAUUUAUGAAAAAAGGGAGAUGCGUGGAUCUAAAAUGAUCCUCUCGGUAGAUUAAGAUGCACAUUGUUUCCCCUCGUCAUUCUCAGGAAACGAGUAAACUCCUGGUGGUUGCACUAUUCUGAUCUCAGAAAGUGUGCCCUCAGAAGAGUUUGAGGAGAACCUCUACUUGAAUUCCAGGGGAAUCCCAAAGCAAAAACACGACUUUCAAUCUCGUUUCUGUCACCAAAUGUGAAAUGACACUGUACAGUGAAUCUGCACAUCAGAAGGAACCUCGGAUCCUAAACCUUUCUUCUUUUGAAAGAGACCGAAGUGAUACAACAUAAACGGUGAGCAAUGCCCAGAAAACGAAGGGCGACAUCCCUGAGUGUGUAGCCUACAUGUAAAAACUACAUCUCCCAGCAUGCAACGCGACCACACCACUGAAACGGCGCAGGACGGGAGGUAGAGUUUUGUCGUCCGAAAAACUUGAAGUUUCCUCUGUCUUCCGAUUCUAGCUACCCUCACUCCUGAGUCUUUCAGCACUAAGCCUAAGAAACUGACAGACUUGUAUCUUGGGUUCCUCUUCAUUCCUAACAGUUUCUUUUCGCUGUACAACUACUUCUGGACAGACUUCCGUUUCCGGUUGGCUCGUUCCCUUGGAAACGAGGAGACGCCACAAUUUCAGUAGUUAUGGCGGGACUGAGCUGCUCGCAGAUCCCCGACGGUGAGUUCACCGCGGUGGUGUACCGGCUCAUCCGCGAUUCUCGCUACUCCGAGGCGGUGCAGCUGCUGGCCGCUGAGCUGCAGCGCAGCCCCAAGAGCCGCGCCGGGCUGUCGCUGCUGGGCUACUGCUACUACCGCCUGCAGGAGUUCGUGCUGGCCGCAGAGUGCUAUGAGCAGCUGAGCCAGCUGCACCCCGAACUCGAGCAGUACCGCCUGUACCAGGCCCAGGCCCUAUACAAGGCCUGCCUGUAUCCCGAGGCCACUCGGGUGGCCUUCCUCCUCCUGGACAACCCCGCCUAUCACAGCCAGGUCCUCCGCCUGCAGGCUGCUAUCAAGUACAGCGAGGGCGAUCUGCCAGGGGCCAGGGGCCUCGUAGAGCAGCUGCUGAGUGGGGAAGCAGGAGAAGAGAGCGCGGGAGAGAACGACCGCGAUGGCCAGGUCAACCUGGGUUGUCUGCUCUACAAAGAGGGACACUACGAAGCUGCGUGCUCCAAGUUCGUUGCGGCCCUGCAGACCACAGGCUACCAGCCAGACCUUUCCUACAACCUGGCGCUGGCCCAUUACAGCAACAGGAACUACGCCCCAGCUCAGAAACAUAUCGCAGACAUAAUCGAGCAUGGCAUCCGCCAGCACCCUGAGCUCGGGGUGGGCAUGACCACUGAGGGCAUAGAUGCUCGCAGUGUUGGCAACACCUUAGUCCUGCACCAGACUGCUCUGGUGGAAGCCUUCAACCUCAAGGCAGCCAUAGAGUACCAGCUGAAAAACUAUGAGGCGGCUCAGGAAGCCCUCACUGACAUGCCACCUAGGGCAGAGGAAGAGUUGGACCCUGUGACCCUGCACAACCAGGCACUCAUGAACAUGGAUACCAGGCCUACAGAAGGAUUUGAAAAACUACAGUUUUUGCUCCAACAGAACCCCUUUCCCCCAGAGACUUUUGGCAAUCUCUUACUGCUGUACUGCAAGUAUGAGUAUUUUGACCUGGCAGCAGAUGUUCUGGCGGAAAAUGCCCAUUUGACUUACAAGUUCCUCACCCCCUAUCUCUAUGACUUCUUGGAUGCCAUGAUCACCUGCCAGACAGCUCCAGAAGAGGCCUUCAUUAAGCUCGAUGCGCUAGCUGGGAUGCUGACUGAGCAGCUCCGGAAACUCACCAAGCAAGUACAGGAAGCAAGACACAACAGAGAUGAAGAUACUGUCAAAAAGACAGAGAAUGAGUAUGAUGAAACCCUUGAGAAAUACAUUCCUGUGUUGAUGGCCCAAGCAAAAAUCUACUGGAAUCUUGAAAAUUAUCCGAUGGUGGAAAAGAUCUUCCGCAAGUCUGUGGAGUUCUGUAAUGACCAUGAUGUGUGGAGGCUGAAUGUAGCUCAUGUCCUGUUCAUGCAGGAAAACAAAUACAGAGAGGCCAUUGGGUUCUAUGAGCCCAUCGUCAAGAAGCAUUACGAUAACAUCCUGAACGUCAGCGCUAUUGUAUUAGCUAACCUCUGUGUUUCCUAUAUUAUGACCAGUCAGAAUGAAGAAGCUGAGGAGCUGAUGAGGAAGAUUGAAAAGGAGGAAGAGCAACUGUCCUACGACGACCCAGAAAAGAAAAUCUACCAUCUGUGCAUUGUGAAUUUGGUGAUAGGAACACUGUACUGUGCCAAAGGAAAUUAUGACUUUGGCAUUUCUCGAGUUAUCAAGAGCUUGGAACCUUACAAUAAAAAGCUGGGAACUGAUACGUGGUAUUAUGCCAAAAGAUGCUUUCUGUCCUUACUGGAGAACAUGUCAAAGCACAUGAUAGUGCUUCGCGACAGUGUUAUUCGGGAGUGUGUGCAGUUUCUAGAGCACUGUGAACUUCAUGGCAGGAAUAUACCUGCUGUUAUAGAGCAGCCGCUUGAAGAGGAAAGAAUGCAUAUUGGCAAGAACACGGUCACAUAUGAGUCCAGGCAGCUGAAAGCUCUGAUUUAUGAGAUUAUAGGGUGGAACUCAUAAUACCUGUUAAUGGCUUUAAUCGGAAUGUAACUUUAAUAAAUUUGUCAUGUCCAAAUAAAGUUUUGCAGUUUUAUCUGUAUUUAGCCUUUGGCAUAUAAAGCCUUUAGCCUUUAUAAUUGUUACAUGUAAACUUUAUACAUUUUAGCAUUAUAAGAUGAAUGUUAGAUAAAACCUUUUUGUUUUGAAAUACGCAAAAUAUUAAAUAAGCUUGUCCCAAGAAAGAGUUGUAAAAAGUUCAAAAGUGAUGAGCGAUAUUGUGUCUGUUAGAACUUAUGAUGUCUAUUCGUCCUUUUUAAAUUUUGUGCUUUGAUGUAACUUGAGGGGUCCUACACAUGUACUCCAUUACCCAGGGCCCAGACACAUACGUCCAAAACUCAGAAGUAAUUAAUGUAUAGGAUGUGUAAGUUUUUAAUAGUCAUUUCAGGGAUAGUCUGUGUUAGUUUCAUAACUUAUCCUCAUAAUUGUAUUAAUGUAUAGUGUGUAGCUUUAUAUAACAUUUAAGAUAGUUUGAUAUUUAAGGUAUGUCUAAUGCUUUAACAAAAAUGCCUUAGGUUAUAAAUGGUUUUAAUGUGCAAGAGUCAGUGGAUAAUCUUGUUCGCUUAACAUAUGUUGCUGUGGUCUACAGACAAUAAAUAUCAAAGAAGAAAAUUUC